CUGUAUUUCAAUUUUUCUCUAGUUGCACCCGAAUUCCCCGGUGGAGGCAUCAAAGAUCUCCGCCUCAAAGUUGGUGAAACCAUCAAAUACGAUGUGGCUAUUACUGGUGAGCCCCUUCCUGAAGUAUCAUGGGUCGUCGACGGAAGGCCGUUGAAACCCGUUGGAAGAGUAAAGAUGAGCACAGAAAGAGGAAAGACGAAGUUGAAGAUAGAAAAUGCGGAAAGGUCUGACUCUGGAACAUUCGUCAUUAUUUUGAAAAACGCCAGUGGUAUGGCCGACAGUACGGCAAGGGUUACCGUAGUCGGUCGACCUACCCCACCAAAGGGACCACUUGACAUCACUGAUGUACAUGCAGAUGGAGCAACACUAUCGUGGAACCCGCCAGAGGAUGAUGGUGGAGAUCCACUGACUGGUUAUGUGAUCGAAGCCCAAGAUAUGGACAACAAAGGCAAAUAUGUCGAGGUUGCUCGCGUCGAUGGAAAAACUACAGAAGCCAAAGUCAAAGGCCUGAGGAACAAAGGAAACUACAAAUUCAGGGUAAAAGCCGUAAAUAACGAAGGAGAGUCAGAACCACUGACAGCUGACCAAUACACACUGAUCAAA
Messenger RNA from Cylicostephanus goldi, 603 nucleotides. NCBI's taxonomy places the organism in Eukaryota, Metazoa, Nematoda, Chromadorea, Rhabditida, Strongylidae. The record is from the annotation of a GenBank genome assembly.